UCGACGAAUUGGUAAGCCAUCUGUACGUUGGAUGGGCCGUUCACUGACGCUGGGUAGUGUUUCCUCCCCCACGGUGCACCACGCCCGACGGUUGCUUCGUCGCUUCAGCCAUGAUAUUUACCCUCUAUGUGGUUCGCUUCUUGUAACGAUACAAAUUAUGCUUUUCGGCUACUUUACACCGUUACUUCUCCCUCGCACUGCCCAGCCCUGCGCCACGGGCGUUGCGUUUCGCCAAAGCAGCUUCACGUGCACAACCAGCCCAAGGUGACGACACCUCAUCAAGCUUUCGCUUUGACAAUCCCUCCUCCCUGUCCCUGUCCAGAAAAAAAAUGGCUUUGCUUGCCGCUGGAAAUUAGCGCCAUGUAUCGCUGGGGCCCCCGGCCCGCCAGCUAACUAUAGUACCAAGAAGGUCUGGGAGCUUCCCACCAAUUAAGCACGCUAGAGGCGCCUCUACGAAUCCAUAAUACGGGAGCCUCAACUGACUCUGCCUGAACUCGGGUUCUUCGGACCAGUCCGAACGUUACAGAGUGCGAGCCCAUGAUAAGCAUAAGCAAAUCUCUUGUCCGACAAUGCAAGCGCACACCGGUAGAUGGAGUAAACGUAAAAUACCCGAUCGACAGCAGUCGCCAGUAAACAAAACAAAGCCAUUUGAAACAGAAAACAUGUAUAACUUGCGAGAGGAAAGAGAACUUGGCAGCGUGCAUCGCAAAUGAGUCUUUGCGGCGGCGGAGCACUCCUCGCCCCAGGUGCAUAUCUGUUUGUUAUUGGAUGCCGAGUAUUAAAAAUACGAAUCCCCUGGGUCUUGCGGCCCCAGACCACCGGCCAAUGCGAGCAGGCCUAGUCCGCUAAUUAGCAAGCGAUCGCCCUGUCUUGGCCAUGCCGACUGGCUCGCUUGUCCUCUGAAACAAUACGGGCUCAGGCCUCCCACGUCCACUGAGACUGCGCUGUGAGCAUGCCAUGCAUUCCGCCCAUAUGGCUUGGUGGCUGGCACAUUGCAAUGGAACGUACAAGACAGUGGACUCGAGUUCCUCCAGUACGGUGAGGUAUGGCUGGCGUCUGCUGCUGUAGAGAGCUGAGACAAGUACGGGCCUUCAGAGCAUGUCUCAGUCUCACCCAACUCAUCCUCAUUGGCGCUUAGGCAAAUCUGGCGCGGCAAGAUUGCGCCAAAUUACCGGUGGUGUUUUGGCUUUAAAGUUUAGUGCAAUAAUGAGAAGCGCAAUAUACCGGUAGAAGUAGUAGUGCCGUUUCCGAGACUCGGCGCCAUUGUGUACCCUGUCGUUUAAUAGUACACCGGAUUUAGUCUCGUAGGAUGCACAUGAUUAUUUUCCAAUCUUAAUCUCCGUACAGAUUCACGCUGGGCACCAACAAAUUAUUGGCCGAUUUAUCCUGCUCUUUAUGCGGUUGUGACAUGAAGCUGAAGCUGUGUCGCAUAACUGGCAUAAUAUUAGUGAUGCUCUCUCAAUGCGGUACGGCGUGUCAUCCACUGUACGCCAACACCAUCUAAUUUUACAACAUAACCAUACUUGGUGCAAUUGCCAAUAAAUUCCAAUAAAGAGAAACACGUACGAAGGUUAAAUAAUUAGGAACCUUUUUCUUUCAAUAUGACACGAGUAUUUGUGCUGUACAACCCGAACAGAUGUUGGUGCAGGGUAAUCGCGCUACCCCAUUUGGAACACCCCGCGAUUCAUCCACCAAAGCGCGGUACCUCAAAGACUUCUGCGGACCAUCAGCUACCAAAUCCAUGAAGUGGAAUAAUGAGACAGAGUGUGACGCACAGUAACACCAUACAAAAUAUUGAGACAAAGAGAGGGCUGACAAGCCUGUGAAGGCAAUGGCUCAGUCGAGGACGGAAAUCGGGGCGUCCGAUGACUCUGAAAGCGAUGUCAACUUUUCAGAUGAUUCUUUAGAAGAUAUUUCUACAAUCUUGGGACGGGUUAGGCCCCGAGAUGGUGCUAUGCCAGCCCCUGGCCCGCGGCCAUCACAAGCGACUGGAUCGCCCGUUGCCAAGCGCACGGCUAGCACAACUCACAAAUCACCGCUGGCCAUCUUACCAAAACACAAAUUUGAUUUAAAGGCUCUUGCAAAAGAUGCUCGAAGAGACUUCGCUACACAGGCUAGUUCAGAGCGGUUACAGGCGCUAGUCCGAGACCCGUCAUCAGCAUCGCUGCGCGAAGGAUCUCCUGCCAGCACUAUACCCAACAUCUUCCAAGAUGACGAGGACGGAAAGGCUGAGAAGGUGCUACAAGCCGUGCAAAGAAGUAAGCCGGCUGUACAGAAUCUCUCAUAUCGAUUCUUUUCAAGAAAUAUCCCACCAAGGAACUCAAAGCUGCCCAAAGAUACCGGUGGCAGCCGUUGGCAGCUAUUAACAAAAGGCGAUGCCAAAGCUAGAGAAGCAAAUCUUGUUUCAGGAAUUCCUAGAUUGCUGAUAUCAAAAGCUCGGGAGCAAUUCCCAGACUCUCUUUUCGAAUGGAUACUACAGGAGAUUUGCGUGCAGCAGUCCGUUAUCAUGAGGGACGAAUACAGCAACAUAGUGGCAGACUGCCCCGACCACAUCAAAAGAAUUAUGUCAAUUGAGAUGAUACAAAAGGUGCUGUAUCAACUCGGUGCUCAGCACACCGAACCAGAUUGGUCGAAAAAUACUGCCAGUCUAGAUUCAGAGGAGAACUACUACCAGGGUCGAGAGUGGUCUCGUCUCCGAUCAGUGAUACAGCUAUUCGGACGAGUGGCAACUCUACUUCCGCUUGAAUCAUGCAUAUACAUCACCAAGAUACUAUUAAUCAUGUCUAUGGACAAGGUGAUAGUAUAUACCAUUGACGUCCUGACUGCCUACGAAACCGCAGUGGAGCAUCUACUCGACGCCAUUCCAGCAACCGAAUGGGACCAGUUUUGCUUGUCAACAUGCAACGACAUGGAUAUACAUGUUCGGAAACAAGAUAUCCGUCUGACAGCGCUGCUCUGCCUCCCAACAGCUACAUCUCGCGUACACGAUCUACGCCGCAGGCUAGCCACGUCCUUCCUGUUACAAGAGAAUAUGUAUGCCAAACGACACCCUGAGGUAACGGUAACUAUGGCGCUCAUAUUGGAGCGCCUCAAGGAGAAAGAUUUUGACAUCAUACCUACGACCGACUUUGUCGAGCUGCGAGCGCUCAUCCUGCUUCUUGACAUCGCCUUGGACGACGGAAAUGUACUACCAUUUGAGAACAGUGAUGUCGAAAGGCAAUUCAAUAGCACGGUUGACAAAGUUACCGCUCGCCUGCAGGAUAUGUGGAAGAGAAUUAACGAUUCUGGCAUGAAACUAUCGCGAACAGAGGCAAAGAGUGUCCUAGAGUGGGUGCAAAAGCGGCUCGCCAUGGCUGUCCGAACACGCCGGGAAGCCAAACGAAGCAUCCUAGAUAUUCCAGAGCAAAAGCGCGAACGGCCAAGCUUAAAGCAGCAAACCUUUAUGCAAAACUUCCUCAAGAAGCCUGCACCCAGCGCUGGAAGCUAGGUGGCUAAAUGGGGAUGAGAUACCCUUACUUGCAUACAAUUUUAGAAAUGACAUAAAAUCGACUAUAAGUUAUAAUUUAUGAUACAGACUUCUUCUCUCUAAAACCAGUGUACUCGAGCAUCACAAGAUAGCCAUGAGCGCUUUAUAAUCAUUGCAACAAAGGAGAAACACACGCUCCAGCCCUGGGAUGCUGCAGGUCUUUUUCCGAGCCAUCUACAGACACAACCUCUCUGCGUAAUCUAAUCGGUAAACUUGCGGUUGGCGUUCUUGCCAAAGAGCUCCUCACGCACGGCCGGUGCGGCAGAGUACUCAAGCAAGGUAAGGCGGGCUUCAAAGGUGUUAUCAAUCUCGAUCUUGCCAGCACCGCCAACAAUGACGACACCACCAGCACUAGAGAUUUGCGUUAGCAUCGCACAGACAGGCAACCGUACUGUAGCACAGGGUAAACUUACAUUCCGUCCGGCAGGGCGUUGUCGGCAUCUGCCGUGAUGUUAAUCUCCGAGGAAGUCUCCUUCUUGUAUGUCUUGGCAGCCUCGUCGAUGGCCUUCUUAACAGCAUCGGCAUCCUUUUUUCGUGAGCGAAUCGAGAUAUCGCUCUCGCUCAAGGCAUAGGCGCCCUCGAGGAUCAAGCCCGUCAGGACUUUCUGGUAUUUGGCCUUGUCCUUGACACCUUCGGCGAGCUGCUUGCGGGCAUCCUCAAAGAUGUUGUCGAGAAGCUCUUGUCUGGCACCGAGGACCUUGAGUCUCGUCUUGUUGGCGACGGUCGAUCGGGCAAUCUGCUGAGACAUGGUUGCUUGCUUAAACUUCUUUUCGUACUGGGCGUCGAUGGCGUCUGUUUCUUGACGGACAAGCUUGGACUUUUCAAUCUCAAACUCCUCGUUGGCCUUAAUUUCGAUCUCACGGGCCUUCUCCAUGGCCUCUUGCUUAAUGAACGCAGUCAUCUUGCGCAACUCAUUGUCGACCUGUAGAGCCAGACGCCGGCGGGCGUCGUCGUUGGUUAGCUUGCGUUUGCGGGAAAGGAACUGCUGUCGUCAUAGGCUACGAACCUGCUGGUCGGACAAUGCGUGCUGCGACAUCUUGAAGGUAGGGAGGGGGAUUUGAUGCUCGAGGGAUCUAUAGAAGCGUCGAUAACAGAGGUCAGGUCGGGGGCGAGAGGCGAUGGAUGAGCAAGGGCGGGAUUGUUCAAAAGGUGGAGUGGUGAGUGACCAAG
Messenger RNA from [Torrubiella] hemipterigena, 4696 nucleotides. The record is from the annotation of a GenBank genome assembly. NCBI's taxonomy places the organism in Eukaryota, Fungi, Ascomycota, Sordariomycetes, Hypocreales, Clavicipitaceae.